This is a messenger RNA of Carica papaya (papaya), 2527 nucleotides long. RefSeq names its product Polynucleotidyl transferase, ribonuclease H fold protein with HRDC domain-containing protein. Gene Ontology annotation, cellular component: nuclear exosome (RNase complex); nucleolus. Gene Ontology annotation, biological process: nuclear polyadenylation-dependent snRNA catabolic process; nuclear polyadenylation-dependent antisense transcript catabolic process; nuclear polyadenylation-dependent CUT catabolic process. Lineage: Eukaryota; Viridiplantae; Streptophyta; Magnoliopsida; Brassicales; Caricaceae. Gene Ontology annotation, molecular function: single-stranded RNA binding; 3'-5'-RNA exonuclease activity; nucleotide binding. The record is from RefSeq and is a predicted model, not a curated record.
UGCAAAUAUUAGUAUUUUCAGCGAGACAAAGAUUGUUGGUUGAUUUUGGUUAUUUAUUCACAUGAGUUUUGAUUGUGCACGAGUACCAAAGCAAUGCAUUGACCAAUCCAUGGACUAUGGUGAUCGAAUUUCUCAACACAGUUGUUGCAGAUAGCACAGUGACAGCUUCUUGGCGGCCUAAAAAUCUUACAAAUCCGGCAGUAUUUUAGCCUCAACUCGACACCAUUUACACGUGAAGAUUGGAGACAACGUCCCUUGCCAACAGAUAUGGUGCAAUAUGCUAGAACUGAUGCGCACUAUCUACUGUACAUCGCGCACAGUUUAAUUUUUGAACUCAAAAAGAGGGGCAAUGAAAAUUCAUCUUGCUCCGAUGACAAAUUCCAUUUUCUUCUCGAGGCUAGUCAGCGGUCAAACAUGAUAUGUUUGCAACUUUAUACUAAAGAAGUAGAAGCUUUUCCUGGGGAUGCAGCUGCAUCAUCAAUAUUAUCUCGGCAGAUAAAUGGUCCGGGAGGUGUUUCAUCAGUUUCUUGUGAAACCCAGUUUCAGGAUGCUGUAAGAAGACUAUGUGCAUGGAGAGAUUUAAUGGCCCGUGUUCAUGAUGAAAGCUUGAGAUAUGUAUUAUCAGAUCAGGCAAUCAUUGCUCUUGCGAAUAGAGAUCCAGCAACUCCAACAGAUAUUUACAGCACCAUAGCUCAAGCUGACUUGAUUGCUGAUUCUUUAAAUUCCAGUUCGUUGCUUUCUUCUCCAUCUGCUGUUGUUUGUAGUCAUUUGGACGAUGUCUGUCAACUAAUCCAGGACAAGUCUGGCAAACUCGAUGAUAUUCUUCCGAAGAUUCUUCAACGAUGCCUGGGUCCAAAUGGGACUUGUCCAUUGUCUGUGUUCAAUUAUGCUUUGCUGAUUAAUUGCAACCUGAAGCUAACCAAUAGUCUAAUUUCCAAGCAAAAUGGGGUUAAAAAUCCAAAGCAUGUUUCUCGGAAAGCCUCAAGAGAGCUAUUCGUUAAAAGAUUUUCCUGCAAAUCUCCAGUUUAUCAUAAUUGUCGGAUUUAUGCAAAUGAUGGGCGGUUGCUUUGUUACUGUGACCGAAGAAAGCUUGAAUGGUAUCUUCAUCGAGAUCUAGCAAAGCUUGUUGAAGAGGAUCCACCUGCAAUAAUGCUUCUAUUUGAGCCUAAAGGCCGUCCAGAAGAUGAGGGUAAUGAUUUUUACAUCCAAAGUAAGAAAAAUAUAUGUGUUGGUUGUGGUGAAGGAAAUCACUACAUUCGUUAUCGUAUAAUCCCUUCAUGCUACAGAGUUCACUUCCCUGAGCACCUGAAAAGCCACAGAUCUCAUGAUAUUGUCUUACUAUGUGUCGAUUGUCAUGAAAUUGCUCAUUCUGCUGCUGAGAAGUACAAAAGACAAAUUUCUGCAGAGUUUGGAAUUCCGCUCUUUGUUCAGAAAGUGGUAGAUUCAAAACAGGCCCCAAUUAUAUCUCCUGAGUCAUCAGAAUCAGUGGCAAACAUUGAAGAGGCAGGUGUAUCUCCUUUACAGUUAAGAACAGCUGCUAUGGCUCUUUUGCGGCAUGGACCUAGAAUGCCAUCUUACCGUCGGGAAGAACUGACACAGACUGUUAUGAAGUAUUACGGGGGAAGACAGAUAUCUGAGGAAGAUUUAGAGAGAGCUUUGCUUGUUGGCAUGAGUCCUCAUGAAAAAAGAAGACUUGAGAAGAAAAAAGGAUUGUCACUUAAACAUUCUGCCGGCACAUCAAAAGAUGAUUUUCUGGUCAGUAAACAUGCUGCUGAAGCAAAAACUCUUCCAAGAGAGGAAGAUCAAGAUCAAGAUAUUUUAGCGAGACCAGAUAAUGACAUAAGUGAUCCCUCCACGUGUUCGGAACAAGGGAACAAUGGAGUAGCCUACACUAAUACUAGCAACGAAAGGAACUCAAAUGGUCAUGAGGGUUUGAGUACAAAAGAUGCAGACGGUAACUGUGAGAACGGAAGUCUGCAAAAUGGAGAAACUGACUUUAUCAAUCAUCGAGUCAGUGAAAGUCCUCUGCCUAAACAUAAUUCCAAACUGUCAUUACUUGGACAUGGACCGCAUGGGAAGCAAGUUGUGGAUUAUUUAUUAAAGGAAUAUGGAGAGGAAGGUAUUCGUCAGUUCUGUCAAAAAUGGAGGCAAGUUUUUGUGGAAGCUAUUCAUCCUCGUUUUUUGCCCGCUGGCUGGGAUGUGAAGCACAGUGGGAAAAGAGAUUUUGGAGAAUUCAGUGUAUACAAUCCUGCAAAGAAAGUCUCUGUUGCUAAGAGCUAGUCAAUGGCAUUUGGAGAAGGCUAUGGAAGAUCCAGAUCGUUGCUUUGCUAAUGUCUUGCAUAGGAUUAGUUGUUUUUAUUAUUUUUCAGAUGUGAUGAACAUAGAAGGAGGGUAUGUAUUAAUGUCAAUCCAAACACCUCUUUUGGGACUUGAUAGAGAAAAAUGUUUUAAGGCAAUCCACCAAAGUCCUCUUCAAUUUUUUUGUUUUUACCUUUAUAAAUGUAACAGACAAGCGUUAAUUUACACU